UUCACGUCUCAAGGUGUAUGGGCUUUACGGUUUUUCCGUGGAUCACGUGAAGGCAGCACUCACUCUGCACCGUGCAGGGGGAUGCUUAUUUGCUUGCAGCUGUAGCGGAACAAACAGAAAAACAAUAUGUGGGAAGAGGACAGCUGAAUCCUUACAGAGAGAGUGAAUGAUCAUGGCCAGCCGGGGGAGAUACGGUCCUCACGGCCGCUCAGGAGACCCCGCUGAUGGCCUUAAAACAGCGCAAAUCUCCCGCCGGGAAGAACCAUGCGGAGAGAGCGAGGACACGGCGGAGUCGCUGCGGGAGCUGCCGCGCUGGAUGCGGCUUUACUUCUACGGGAUGCACGGCGUGACUCUGGAUAUCAUGCUCUCGUCAUUACAACGAGUUUUACAAUUUAGGGACCCCAAACUGGUGGGUUUUUCCUCUCCUUAUCUCUGCAUUAUGCAUUCACUGACCCACUAUGCGUUGGAAAAGAUCUACUCUCAAAAGAGGUGCUUCCGAGGUCGGCCUGUAGUGUUCCAUCUGGUUUUCUACCCGUCUGUGUACAUCGGGCUGCAGAUCCUGAUCGGGAAUAUUAAUACUUUCACUGAGCAGGUGAAGAUGGUGUCAGGGACCGAGCUUGCAGUGCAUUACAUCCUGAGUCUUUAUUUCAGCCAGGUUUUUCACAGGGGGCUGUCAAAGCUGCAGUAUCACCCAGCUUCCUCCUGCCCCGCCGGUCCCCCCGGGAAGCCGGUCCCGGAGGAGAGCGCACAUGCUCGGCUGCCUCUUCACGGUCUCCCCGGCUUCGUGCGAUUCUUGUUCUUCGGGAUGCACGGCUUCUUAGACGAGGUGAUCUUCACUGCGGUUUUCAACCUGGUGGAGAAGUCUGACCGUACCCUCAGCGGACACACAUCCCUGUGGUCCUUCCUCAUGUACGGGAGCUGCAGCUUCGUGGUGGAGAAGCUCUACCUCCACCUGCACUUCAGCAGAGGGUGGGGGACAGCCAGGAGGCUCCCCAUCUACAUCUGCUUCAUCUACACCUGGGAGUUCUGCUGGGGGCUGGCCUUGAGGCAGUUUGACGCCUGUUCCUGGGACUACUCCCAUUUCCCGUACAACUUCAUGGGACUCAUCACCCUCCUGUACCUGCCGGGCUGGGUGUGCCUCAGCCUGUACCAGGACGUCCUGUCCAAUGUGCUGCUGAGGAUCAAGUGCAGCAAACCCGUGAACGAAAUCAGUGAAGAGAAUGGAGAAGUCAACGGGAAGCUGGAGAAAAAACAACUCUAACUUAUAUUUUUGAAGGUUCAACUUCUAUUUGAUAUCUAAAAAAAAUGUCAUUUUCACUUUUAAAAUUAACAACAUUUAUGAUAUUCUGUAAGAAGGGCAGGACUGAUUAUGUGGGACCAUGUGUGGCAUGGCAACUAAAAUCCCAGGUACUAAAAAUGUAUCUAGCUCCACAUAUCAGCUACAUUUCCACAUGUCAAAGUAUUUAUUUCUUUGAUUUGUUGGAAAAUUAGAAUAAAGAAAACAACACUUGGUGCAAUUCAUAUUUUUCAAGAAGUUUAAACUAUAGUCUGGAGUCUUUGCAGUUGUUACCAGUACCGCAUUUGAGACAUUUUCCAGGGAACCGUUGAGUGUCUGAUUUUUCUAGGUAACUUACUAACCCCAACUUAUUUAUCUAACCUGUUUAAAUUCUAUUUAAAAACUGCCAUUUUGAAGUCUUUGAUGUGAAAUAUAGUUCAUAUCUUAAUAUUUUAAUAAUCCUCAUUAUCUUUGCAGUGUGAUGAUUUAUUUAUUUUUAAUGAUUGCGACUGAAGACCUCAUAUAACUUAAACAUUCAAGUCUUUGUGGCAGAUGUAGUUAAUGUUUCAUUGAUUGCAUCAUUUACAUUUGCACUUGCAUGCUUCUGAUAUAGACUAGUUUACAUCUGCAUGAUGAUACGUUUAAAUAACACAACACAUUGAAUACUCUGUUUUAAAAGCUUUAAGCUGUGUUCAGAAAUAGACACCUAUUAGUUCAACCUUUUAAAAUGAGUAUGUUAAGGGAAAGAAGAAAGCGGGUGGAACCGAUCUUCUUUCAUGCAAGCAGUUUCUAAAUGCCCUUAACUUCUUUUUCUUCAAUUCAAAUUUUUUAAAUUGUAAUCUUCCUAUUAUUAAUACGACCCCAGUGCUAUGCAUGGUAACUAUCUGAGUAGAUGAACCCAGUACUAAAUGUAGCAAGAGAACCUAUAGCUGUAAGAAAACACAAAGCAGAGUGAGAUUUUACUGUGAAUACUUCAUGAACCAAACUUUACUGGAGUGCCUUACUGUGAAAACAGUCAAACAGACACACAAGGCUCUUUGUUGUUUAAAGCACAGCAGUGUUUUACAAAUCUUUAUUAUUAGAAGAAUAUAUGUUGAAAUGAAAGGAUUGUCACUUAAAGGAAGAAUGUGCAACAUUUUACAGCAGAAAUUAAGUAUAUCCAUAUAUCUAACGAUCUCUUAGAUCCAUGACUGUGUUGAUGUCGGAGCCAUGUUUACAUCGUGUUUACAUUUACGGGACAGCUGGUUCCUCCCCUUGUGUAUAAAAUCUGUUUUAGUCAAAGACAAGGGAAAAGAAAAAUAACAUACUCGCUGCUUAUUUGAAUGUCACCUAGGUGUUUUUAGAUCAGUCAUUCUGUGUUCAUUUUACAUGCAAUGUGGGGUUAUGUCUUGCACCCCAUGUACAGAGGCUACAUGGGUUGCACAACAGUCGUCAUCGCAUCAUCCGUUGGUUCGAAUUUGACCUCAGCCGUUUACUACAUGUCAUCCCCCAUUCUCUCCUACCAACAUUUCCUGUCUCCAAAUAGCAACCUCCACCAUCAGUGUGUGAAUGGAUAUGAGUGAGUAGGUGUGACAUGAUGUGUAAAAGCGCUUUGAGUAGUCAGAACCACUUACCAUUUACAACAGUGCAGGCCACAGGCCACUGCAGCUCGAGUCAAGGACAAUUUUGCCCACUGUUAGGGGAUAAUGGUGCUCAGUUAUGGUGCGUUCCAUUUGAUUACUCCUUGGUGCGAACCCGAUUGGAGGGGGGUUGGAGGUGUGCCGCUGGAGGAGAGCGGAGGCUGCAGUAUGGCGGAGGUGUCGCCAAACAGCAGUUUGUUUUGGUUUCAUGCUGGUGCUCAAGGGCGAUGUCUGUACUGGAUCAAAAAGUUGCACAUUCUUCCUUUAAGCUGAUCAAAUUCACAACUUUUUAUUUACAUUUAACACAAACAAAGUGCUUUAAAUAACUUUUAAAAAAUCCAUCUGUCAAACUCAGAUCAAUCCAUCAGUUUGAUUUAUAUAUACUCAGCUUCAGACCUGACACAUUGUACUUUCAUUUGGUGUAACUUGUGACAUGUACAGGCUCCUAUACUGUGCAGUUCAAAUCAAAUCAAAGUCAAACAGCUCUGAACUUCUGGUUAUUGUGUUGCUAUGGUCUUGUCAAGUCAAAGUGACUUUUGAAGUACUUACACUGAGCAAGUGUAUUUCAUGCCUUGCAGUGCACUGUGUGACAAGCAGACGAGUGCUGACAGAGAAACCUGUGUCAAAGCAAACAUUGUGGAUGGUUGCUAAUAAUGUACACACACACAUAUGGAAAAUCCAGAGGGAAUGACUACAAGAUAAACUACAACCGCAUAUUCUGAAUCCAAAAUUAGCUUUGCAACGGCCUUCUGCCUUAAUAAAUAUCCUAUCUAAGUACCUUACACUGUGACUAAUGGUGGUAAAUCUCUGAAAGCGCACUCUAUACGAGUCCCUUUGUUAUGUUACUCACAUGAUUGGUGGAUAACUAUUUCACUCCAACACUCUAGAGUCAAUCUGGUCAUUUCUGAAGCUGCCCUUUAACAAUUCUCCAAAAAUUGUGAAAUCUGAAUAUUUGCAUGAAUCUAUUGAAUUAAGGAAAAAGUCAGAUUUUAUGAAUGUACAUGUAAUCAUUGAAUGCCCAUUCAUGCUUUGGGAGGGACAGGAAAACAAAUAUUCAGUUAUUGAAUUGGUUCCAAUUAUUCACAUGAGAAUGAGAAACCAGAUUUAUUUUCCUGUUCAUGUAUACUUUUGCAAUCAAUAAAGCCUUGAAGAAAA
Molecule: messenger RNA, 4050 nt
Organism: Labrus mixtus (cuckoo wrasse)
Lineage: Eukaryota; Metazoa; Chordata; Actinopteri; Labriformes; Labridae
Gene: tmem229a
Product: transmembrane protein 229A
Exons: 1
Coding region: 167-1261 (364 amino acids)
Source: RefSeq, a predicted model, not a curated record